Molecule: messenger RNA, 1500 nt
Organism: Plenodomus lingam JN3
Lineage: Eukaryota; Fungi; Ascomycota; Dothideomycetes; Pleosporales; Leptosphaeriaceae
Source: RefSeq, a predicted model, not a curated record
AUGGACGACAAGAUGGAUGAUGAGAAACUUGAGCAGACGGGUGGCUGUGAGGUGGGAGAGGUGGGAGUGCACGAUGCCGAUGGGAAGAUGACGCGUGGUGUGCUGCUGAAGAUGGAUGUACGGUAUGUUUACGAUCCUGUUGCGUACUACGCAGUCUUUCAAUCGUUAUACGGUAUUGACCAUGGCAGGAUUUUGCCCGUCCUCGCGCUGUUGUUCUUGUGCUCCUUUAUCGACCGCACGAAUGUCGGGAAUGCCAAAAUCCUCGGACUGCAAAGGGACAUUCAUAUCAACGACCAUCAGUACGCGAUUGGACUGUGUGUGUUUUAUGCAACAUAUAUCGCCAGUGAGCUUCCGUCCAACCUCGUGCUCAAGAGGGUAUCGCCCAAGAUCUGGCUUCCCUUGCUCACAACCGUUUGGGGCAUCCUGACCAUGUGUCUCGGAUUCGUAAAAAACUUUGCAUCUUUCGCCACCGUCCGCGCACUCCUCGGGGUAGCAGAGGGUGGCCUCUUGCCGGGCAUGGUUCUCUACCUCUCCCAAUUCUACCGUAGAGACGAGCUAGCUCUUCGCAUCGGCAUCUUCUAUACAGCUGCAUCCCUAUCAGGUGCUUUUGGCGGUCUGCUGGCACGCGGCCUCAAUGCUAUAGGCCCAGCAGGCGGUCUACAAGGCUGGUCCUUUAUAUUCGUUAUUGAGGGACUCCUCACAGUCCUCAUCGGCCUCGCAUCCGCCCUCCUCCUCCCCAACUCCAUCGAAUCCUCCCGCUUCCUCACCACGUCCGAGAAAACCGAUGCACGGCGCCGCCUAGGAGAAUCCAGCGCCGAGCAGGAACGCUUCGACUGGGCCGAAGUAAAACGCGGCAUCCUAAACCUCCAAGUCUGGCUCACUGCGCUCGCUUACUUCUCCAUCCUCUGCGGCCUCUAUUCCUUCGGCCUUUUCCUCCCCACCAUCGUCAACAACGGCUUCGCCAAGGAUCCCAACCAAGCCCAGUUAUGGACCGUCAUCCCCUACGCCGUCGCCGCCUUCUUCACCGUCAUCACCGCACUCCUAUCUGACCGCCUUGCUCUCCGCGGUCCCGUCAUGCUGUGCACACUGCCCGUCGCCAUUGUCGGCUACGCGGUAAUCAGCCAGUCCACCAACCCCAAAGUCCAAUACAGCAUGACAUUUCUCAUGGCCACGGGCAUGUACUCCACCGUACCCUGUAUUCUCUCCUGGAACAGCAACAACAGCGCUGGCCAUUACAAGCGCGCGACCACCAGUGCGCUGCAGUUGGCGAUUGCCAAUGCCGGCGGGUUCGUCGCCAGUUUUGUCUAUCAGAAGAAAGAAGCCCCGCAUUUUCAUCCUAGUCAUCGUAUCAUGUUGGGUCUGCUCUGUGCCGCUUGGAUCUUGGUCGCGGCGAAUGUGGCAUGGGUGAGCAAGAUUAACAGGGACAAGGCGAGGGGGAAGUAUGCGGCUUGGCAGGGGAAAGGCGAUGAUCGGGAUCCAGAGUUUAAAAUGGUGUUGUAG